Messenger RNA from Heterobilharzia americana, 1917 nucleotides. NCBI's taxonomy places the organism in Eukaryota, Metazoa, Platyhelminthes, Trematoda, Strigeidida, Schistosomatidae. The record is from the annotation of a GenBank genome assembly.
AUGCAUGGGAGAGUUAAGGUUAUACAAACAGUUGAACAGGAACGCGCCAAGAAGCUGAAAAAGGAUCGCAUUUGCAAAGAAUUUUCUGAAGGAUGUGAAAAGCUCUGGGUCUGUCGUGAAAAUGGGGAUUUUAGUGAAGCACAGUUAAAGCAGAUUGCUUCUCUCAUAGAGUUAUCCGCAGACACGACCACACUAUGGAAUUAUAGACGUGAAGUACUGCUACACCUUAUGGAAAAGUAUUCCGAAGAUUCGAAAGAACUUUCGAAAUUACUGGAAUCCGAACUAGAUUUAACCACCCACUGUCUCUAUAACUCACCGAAAUCUUAUGCCGUUUGGUACCAUCGCUCCUGGAUUAUGAAUAAUCACCCCACUCCGAAUUGGGAAUCUGAAGUCAAGUUUUGCAACACAGCUUUAAAAAUAGACGAGAGGAAUUUCCAUUGUUGGGAUUAUCGUCGUUUUGUUGUAUCUAAGGGACGAAUUUCAACGGAGCUAGAGCUGGAGUUUACUGAUACUGCUGUAGAGAGAAACAUGAGUAAUUAUUCGGCAUGGCACUACCGUGGGGAACUUCUAGUUUCGUCAUCUAGUGCUUCUGGUGUUUCAUCUCCUUUAAGUCCACCGCCUAAUAUACAUGCUGAUAAAGCUUUCAGUCGACGACAACUUGACUUUUCGGUACCAAAUGAGGAGUUAGAUCUUGUUCACAAUGCAAUAUAUACAGAUCCAGCUGAUCAGAGUCCUUGGUUCUAUUAUUGGUGGCUGCUGGGUCGUGGAGAAAGGAAAGUUUAUCUCAGAGAGUUGUACAUUUCUCGUCAGUUGGGAAGAUUUGUGCUUGUAUUCAGUUCUGCGAAGCUAAUUCAAGCUGUUGAGCAGUUGCAAGUUUCUUUAAAAGUGUUCCCUUGCGACAGCAAUAUUUCUCACGCCAUAACUUUGACACCUGAACUUUUAGGUGGAUGGAACCCUGUUUUAGAUGAGCAGUUGUCAGCUGUUUGGUGGUUGCCACUUAAUCAAGAUCUCAUCUGUCGUUAUGCUCCUGAGACUGAUAAACAUCUCUACUAUUCUCGUCCUUGGAAUGUCGUUGCCCAUGUAUGCUUCCGGAGAGGUAAUGUUGAUGAACAAAAUGAGGUUUGGGAAAAUAAAUGUGAAAAUUCUGGUCGUUAUUUCUGCCUGCAGUGUUGCAUGGAUUCUCAUCAAAAUGAGUCGUUGACACGCGUUGCUCUAGAUCCCUUGAGGUUGUUAAACCCUAUGAUCUUACCCAAACACGACCCGGAAAAUUUAGUGACAGAACUGGAUACUGUUCGGGACUUAUUAUCCCUGGAACCAAAGAAUAAGUGGGCUUUGUUGACGUAUGUUAGCCUUCUUCGCUUUAUUAGACCACAUGGCUUCAAUGAAGAAGUGGAUAAAUCUUUGGAUAAAUUAGUGUUGGUCGAUCCUCAACGUUCUUCUUAUUAUGAACAUUUGCGAUCUUUGUAUGCUGCUAUGGAUGUUCUUGCUCGUGUAUAUGAAGAUCAAUCCAGAGAAGUAGUGCUACACAAUUUAGAUAUGCGUUGUUUUCAUAAUCUUGAUUGGUACACGUUAAUGACCAAAAUAGACUUUUCCAACAACUCAAUAGUACGAAUCCCGGAUACUUUCGCAUACCUUAUUUGCCUUUUGGAGUUGAAUUUAGAUGAUAACCAACUGAUAACUCUUCGUGGAAUUUCUCGCCUACCAUCUUUAACCAACCUUUCUGUUCAGCGCAACCGACUAUGCGAUUUUGAGUCGAUUGAAGAUUUGGUUCGUUGCCCUUGCCUUCGCACAGUGUACAUAAGUGGGAACGAAGUAGUCAAGUUAUCUGACUUGACUAAUUUGAUAUCACAACACCCUGAGUUUCAAAGACAGGGGCAUUCAUUCUCUUUGGUGUAUGACAAAACAGUUCACUCUUGA